This is a messenger RNA of Melopsittacus undulatus (budgerigar), 5664 nucleotides long. Its product is annotated as DNA ligase 1-like. The record is from RefSeq and is a predicted model, not a curated record. Bases 236 to 1090 code for a protein of 284 amino acids. Lineage: Eukaryota; Metazoa; Chordata; Aves; Psittaciformes; Psittaculidae. The transcript is spliced from 6 exons.
CGCUGUUCUCUCUUCAGCAUCGGGCAGGGCGGCUCGGGGCCGGGCGCUCCCGCGGGCACGGAGCGGGGGAAGGGUGGUGGCCGCCGCAUUUGCUCCCUCUCUGGGGGUGGAAGAAAGACCCCCGACUCCCCGGGACACCGGGCUGUCGGUAAGGGAUACGGCUCUCCCUCAGCAGGCGCUGCCGCUUCCCGGAAUAUCGGGCACUGGGCCGGACCGCGGCAGAGAAAAGCCGAGGAUGGACCGCGACGGGCCUGACGCUGCUCGGCGGGAGGCGGAAGUGGAGCGCGGGCGCUACUUGGAGCGGCGGGCGGUGGCCCAGGAGCAGCUGGCGCAAAUACAGGAGCGCAAACAUCAGGCAGAUCUGGCCAAGCUAGAAGACAAAAGAGAAGGGGAACAAAUACAGUUAUCGAACCGAUUGUAUCAAUUGGAAAUUCAGAAAGACAGAGAAAAGGAAGAGAAAGAGAAAGCUGAGCGCCGGAGGCAGCAUCAGGAGUAUGUUGCUGAAAAGAAAACAAUUCAAGCUGAAGAGAAACAAAAAGAAGACAACGAAGAUGAUCGGAUUGAGGCUUAUAUUAAAGGAAAAGAAAUGAUGGCUGAUCUGACAAGAGAAAAAGUUGCUGAGACUAAUAGGGUUAUCCAGGUGCGUAAGGACAAAGCUCUUGAACAACUAACUGCACAGAUAAAUGAAGCAUUUAAGGUUGAAGAUGAUCGUCUUGCUAGAGGAGCUGCAGCAGUAGAAGAUGAAUACCAAAUAAAAAACAAAGAGAAAGAAGCAAAACAAAAGGCUGCCAUUGAAGCUAUUGCUGAACACAGAACCACUGUGAUGAAGAUGAAAGUGGAAAAGGAGAAAGAAGAAAAAGCAGAGGGUGAGAGGGAUCGUAAUCAGCGGAUGACAGCAGAUCGCACCUACCUGGAAAAGGAAAAAGACACGAAACAAAGACAACAUGAUGCCAGCGUGGAAGUACAGAAAUUUCAGAUGCAGCAAAUGGCUGAAAAGCGGGCAAAAAAACAGCAGGAAAAGCAAGAUGACUUGGACUACAAUGCUCAGAGAGAAGCUGCUUUCUGUAAGGAUCGAGCAUUUCGGCGAUAAAGAGUGAGUAACUGACUCAGUGUCAUUACUGGAUCUAAUUUUUAUUCUCUCCAAGCUUCUAAGGAGGGACCAAGACCCGGGCUUCUUAACUAGCAAACUUGCAAGACUGGUAGAGUGUAUACAUAUGUAGUAUUACAAAACAACUCAGGGGUCAGGGGGAAGGAUGAUUGAUAAAGAGGAUUCUCCAUGUUCCUCCUGCCAAACGUAUGUGAGCCCCCAAGGUUGCUCAGGGACUGAGUAUUGUGCAGGAGUGUUACAGCUUGUGUUGCCCCCUCAAAGACCUGCCUGAUGACAGGGAUAAGUGCUCUCCUCCGAGUCCACACACACCAGGAAUUGUCUUGGUUGGUCCAUCCUGCUGUGGCCUGCGCUGCUACUAGGUUUUUGGACAGCAGGACAUGGCUGGGUGGAGCUGAUUGGCUCCCAGUACCCAUGUCAGUUAGUGUGGCCAAUAAGGGGCUUGUUUGUAGAGUGAGGAAGUUGCUGCUGAGAACUUUACACCCAUGAUGUGUGUUUUUCAGAGGUUUUGCCUAGAAUAGCUCUAGCCGCUGCUUGGAGCACAUCUUCCUAUUUAAGUUUCAUUCAAAAGAGUCGAGAUUGUGAUCACUCUGUAAUGUGAACCAAAGCACAGUAAGUAGAAACAACCAAGAUACUUGUUUCAACAACUCAACUUCUGAUCUAAACUAAAAUGCUAACAUUGCUGAACUAUCAACUAAAAGAGACACAGUUCUCUCUAAUAAUCUUGGAGUAAUGUAUUUUUUAAAAUUACGUAUUUUAAAAAAAAGACAUGGCAAUUAACUUGUGAAACUGUCUCUAAAAAUUUUUUCUUUUACGUAGUUCAUUAAUGAAAGAUAUAUUUCCCUUCUCUGAGCCACUGCUCCUUUUACUACUUCAAGCUUUUUUCAGCAAGCAGAAAGAAUGAAAACUUUUAUUAAAAGCUCUUGAUCACAGAAGCUGUGGCCUCGAGAAACACUGACUACAGCAGAAGUGGCGCUGAAACCUGCAGAGCUUGGUAACGCUCCAAAGGCAUCCUCAAGUGCAUAUUUGCACGUGCUCACUACCAUGCAAUUGGUGAGUUAAAUGGGUUUUAGUCUAUCUCUACAGCAGCAAGAACCAAGCUGGACUGCAGCCUGAUUUCCUGCUCUGCUUCAAGAAAUGCCCUGUUCUGCAGAUUAUGUAUGUCUGCAUUUGAAGUCUACAGCCUGCUUCCAUGGGGUUAUACCCUUUGUAUUGUGAACAUCUACAGAAAUACCAAAAUCAACUACCAGAAAACAACUCUUCCUUUCAGUACACCUAGAGUGAAGUAUUUUUUUUAAAGCACAUUGGCUAAAUACUGAUUUUGUUGCCCAAAUUCAGCAUGGAAAAAAUCCAGCAUGAAUCAUAGUAUCACUUUAUUCCAUAGUCUGAGAUGCGCAUGCUUUGUGUGCCUGCUUUAAAUGACAAGCUCUAGUUAGUAACCCUCUAUAAAAGCCAGCAAAAAAAAUCUUCAAGGGUUUUAAGAACAUGAAGAAAUGCUCCAGGUUCUAAAAUUUUCAGUGAAAAGGCAUUUUAGUAACAUUUGAUUGUCUUUUACAGUUUUCCUACAUGAAAGGCAAGAAUUGGAAAGCUGCUUGCAGGAAUAAUACAGAAGACUAAAAUCAGUUUGUUUAUGGUAUGUUGAAGAUGACAGGAAGAAAAUAGAGGAAAUAAGCUGAGAGAACAGCUGCUUGUACAAGCAAAAGAAAGCUAUUCAGCAAAUAGAUGAGAAUCAGUGGCAAUGAAAACACUUCUUAAGAGCCAAACUCUUCUCAGCAGAGUCAGGUGACUGAUAUAACAAGCUGUGACAUGGAACAUCAGGCUGAGUAGUCAUGAAAGCCUGCUUCACCAGGAGGCGGUGGAAUCACUACUUGCGAAGGCUUUAAAGAUGUCCCAUGUAAGGCAGGAGGCUGGUCUAGCUGACCAUCAGAGGCCCUUUUCAGCUACCAUUUAAAGAUGGCAACAAAAUACAUAGAGAUCAACUGCAGCUGAUAAGUAAAACUGCUGACCUCGAAUAAUCUGAGAGGUACCUCUGAUCUAAUGCCUAGCAUCACUACUUAUAUUAGUUAAUAGUUGGAGUUGAGUCACUAUCCUCAGAGGUACUUAAAAGCUGCAUAGAUGGCAGUGGACUCCAGUGGUAGGUUAAUUUUUAAUUAAUAGCUAGAAAAAUCAGAAUAUUAUUUGAGAAAUUAUUUUACUGGUAAACUUCAGUUACUGUUUUUGCUCAACAAAGCACCCUGUCUGAUGGUGUGCUACUUUAGGAAGUUGUAGCAGAUGAGAAACAUAAUAGGUGUGUUGGCCUUACUACAAGGCCAAGAUCUUAGAAGUGCAAGACAGCCCUUGGAGGGACUGAAACAGACCUCAAAAUCAAACUGCGUAUUUUCCAAACCCAACUCUGAAAGUGGAGUAGCAACUGAAGUUUGAACAUGCAGGACUCCAGGGUCUAAGAUGGUACUCUCCCACCAGUAACAACUGGUUCCUGUGGCUGUGGUACCCUUGUAAGAUAGUGCUUUCAUCAUGGAUCUAAUAAAACUUCUACCUAGGAAACUAAGAGAGGAGCUUUCUAAGAUGCCUCCUCUGCUAAGGGAAUUUGAGUUGACCCACUGUGCAGCUCUUUACUGUUAGGUAGUGUUCCAGACUGGAGUUGUUACUUCUGUUCAAGUUCUUUUUAACAUGACAGCCUUUGCCACUGCUCAGCUCUGAGGAAGUUUGAAGAGAAUACAUACCUGGAAACAAAGCUACCUACAAACAGAAGAGUUGGUGCUCCAAGAGCUGGGACUGCUAAGGGUGGACACUUUCAUGUCCCAGUACAGACUGGCUGCAUACUCCUGAAAAACAAAGAUUUUUUAUUUAUCUAUUUAUUUUUUUUCCCAAAGCUCACUGGUCAUGUUAGAACAAAUUAUUUGUUCUGUUUCAAUAGGUAUUUUUUUUUUUCAGAUGCCUGUUAUUAACUUACACCUUUCUGGUAUCUCUUGAACAGAAGAGUGCUACAGCUAGUCUGUAAUCUUCCUCCUUGUUCUGGCACUGCAUCUUUGAGAGAAAGAAAAUCUGGUACUUAAAAAUAGCUCUUAAAACCUCCAAAACAGCCCUAACGCAAAAACAACAACCCUCAUCUCUGACAGCUAAGACUAAGAGGCAGUUGAAAGCCAAAGAUGUGACAAGACCACAUGAGAUGUCAUCUCUGGAAUUAUUUCAAAGGAAUCCCUUUCUAUUAAAAAUAAGCUGUGCUAUAGGCUUUGUUAAAGUUGUAAUAUACAUAGUCAUUCCCUUUACAUUCCUGCCCUGCCACCAUUACAAUUUAAGCUUUUUCUAGUUCUGGUGCAUCAUGGUCUUUGAUGGCAAGAACUAGAUACCCAAGUGCACAUAUGAUUCAAACCCACCCUUUAAUCUGUUAAUCUCUAGAAAGCAGUUUUUUAGCGUAGUUGUUCAUAGCUGGUUGAGCCUGCAUUGCAUAAACCAGCAUGCCACCUUUUUUCCUGUAAGUUUCCUCAUCUCCAGUAUAUUAUCCAGAGAAUGCACAAUUCUGUUGGGUGAUGAAGAGUUUAAACAUCAAAACUGCAGGUUUCAGUAAAAUUCAACAUUACAUUUCUGUUCACAUAAUAGUAGUUGCCCCUCUUAAAUGAGUAGCACCUGGUCUGACUCCUUUUCUAUUUAAAGGGAAAAACUGAGAAAGGUUAGAAAGCAGCAACAUGUACUGGAAGAAGCAAUAGUUACUGAGCAGACCAGAGACAGGACUGAAGACGAGAUCACCAGUAUAUCUAGGAAAUACAGAUCCAGCAACUGGUACAGCGGCAUAGUGGAAAAGGAAGACAUUGGACACUGUUUGGUAAAGCUUAGUAGUAUAUAGGACAAGUAUUUCUGCAUUGGUUUCAAUUACAGAUGAUCAGAGCAUAUACAUAUAAUUGUACAGUAGUUGCUAAUUAUACAGCAAAACUUAAAACUCUGUUUCUUCUUCAGAAAUACAUCUGGUAACUGCAGAAUUAUCUACCAAGGAAUAAGAAGCUAGCCACCGUCUCCUUACAAGUUAUAUGUGCCUGCAAAACCUAUCAGUGCCUAACAGCUGGAGCAAGUUGCAAGGCAUGCUAUUUGCCAAAAACCACCUAUACUCAACUUCAGCUCAACAAACAAGUGCCACAGCUUGCAACUGUAUCAGUAACUGUUCUAGUUUUAUUAUGGAACAAAGCAGUAGAUUCACCUUCUCUAAGUCAAGAGGUAACAACCAAAGGUAAAGUAUCAAUUUAUCUGCACUGUAUUCAGGUAUUGCUGGGCCUCCAGGUUUCAUUCAAAGCUUAUGCUUUGACUUAAAAAAAAAAAAAAUUCUUGCUGAGCAAAUAAUAAAAUUGAGUAAGCUGUUUAAAAACAUCUGCCUGUAUCAAUAAGAUCAAUGGUGAGAGCACCUUUUAUUUGUUACAGUUUUCUAUUUGUGACUUUGGAGAAUGCAAUGGAAGACAGUAUUCCUAUCUUGAGAAGGUUGUGGCACUGACUGAGUCUAAUCCUUUACAGGAAAGCGAUGUUUGCAAUAAGACUAUGUAUAUAACACGCAGGUUUCUGAAAGGACUGUA